AUGAAGUCGCCCUCCCAGCACGAAGUCACACCCACCAGAAGAAAAACAAAUACAGCAGAGAUAUUAAUUGUUUUGGAUGUGGACGACGAGGCCACAUCAUUGCAGACUGCCGUGACACAAAGGCUGGAAAAACUUUCACCCAGGAACAAAAAGAGAACAAUGGACGUGGGAAUGGGAACCGGAAUUCAGGCCGAGCACACAUCAGUGAAGAUCGAUCACAUCAAUCAGACGAUGAAGACGAUUACGCACUUAUGGCACUUCCACGCAUGUCCAAUAUAA
Molecule: messenger RNA, 279 nt
Organism: Mycena citricolor
Lineage: Eukaryota; Fungi; Basidiomycota; Agaricomycetes; Agaricales; Mycenaceae
Source: the annotation of a GenBank genome assembly